UCCAUAAAUGAAUCGGCGAGUCGGAAACCGAAUGGUGCAUAGAAUUUCAAUCAUUGUUAAUUGAUUUGUGAUUUGUAAGUUAAGUUCACGUUUGAUCAAUUAUUUCACAUUGUGAAAAUUCUUUGUUCUAAAACAUAGGCGUGUUGAAAAAUGUCGGGUGAAACUCCAGUACCUCCUCCCGUUUUAUGGGCGCAACGCAAAGAAGAAAUUUUCCUCACAUUUAGCAUUGAAUCCAAAGAUCCGUCAAUUAAAAUAGAAAAGGACUCUGUCUAUUUUAAAGGUAUUAACGCGCUCGACAAAAAGGUUCACGAGGUGACAAUUACUUUGUACGAUGCCGUGGUUCCUAAAAAAAGUGCCUUUGUAAAUAAGGGUCGUUGUAUAGAAAUGGUGCUGUCGAAAGAAAAUAAAGAUGCUCCCUACUGGCCGUCUCUAACGAGUGAUAAAAAGAAACCGCAUUAUCUUAAAAUAGAUUUUAAUAAGUGGAAAGACGAAGACGACGAGGAUGAGGAAGGCGGUGGCGCGACAAACGACAUCGAGGAAAUGCUCCGCACAAUGGGAGGCGGCGCCGGCGAUAGAGCCGAGAAGCCGUCCUUCGACGAUGUGGAGAGCGAUUCUGAUGACGAAAACUUACCCGAUCUGGAAUGAUGGCCCCCGUAGUGGUUACGCUUAUAAUAAAUUCAGUACAUUAUGUAUAUUUUAAGGUUUUUACAGUUAUAAUAAAAACUUUGCAAAAGUCUUGUUUUCUAUAA
Pararge aegeria (speckled wood butterfly) is the source of this 749-nucleotide messenger RNA. RefSeq lists its product as uncharacterized. The transcript has a single exon. Gene Ontology annotation, molecular function: protein-folding chaperone binding; Hsp90 protein binding. Lineage: Eukaryota; Metazoa; Arthropoda; Insecta; Lepidoptera; Nymphalidae. Bases 151 to 645 code for a protein of 164 amino acids. The record is from RefSeq and is a predicted model, not a curated record. Gene Ontology annotation, biological process: protein folding; chaperone-mediated protein complex assembly. Gene Ontology annotation, cellular component: nucleus; cytosol.